This is a messenger RNA of Didymella exigua CBS 183.55, 501 nucleotides long. RefSeq lists its product as uncharacterized. The coding region runs from base 1 to 501 and encodes 166 amino acids. The transcript has 3 exons. The record is from RefSeq and is a predicted model, not a curated record. NCBI's taxonomy places the organism in Eukaryota, Fungi, Ascomycota, Dothideomycetes, Pleosporales, Didymellaceae.
AUGGCCCCUCCACGCACAGCCAAACAGCCACGUAGGGCGGCCGAGCAGACUACCUCACGUCAAGAUCGCAAUGCCCGCAGACAAGCUGUCGAGGAAGUCGACAAAGACACUGACGCAGACGAACCCAUUGAUGCUGGGUACGAAACCGAAGACAACAACGUCGAUCCCUCCCAGGGCACUGCAGUUCAGAACAUGAGUAUCGGAGUUCUCAGCAACCAGGCGAAAUGCCACAUUGCAAACAAGAAGCAAGUGAAGAAGAAGUUCAGCCUCGCCAAGACCGAAUUGCAAAACAAUAUCAUCACACUCUUCGAAGAGCAUGAAGAACAGGCUGAUACUGCCCACAGCGCUCAGCUGAAGCGCCUCGCCGACCUCAUUGCCCUGAAAGCCUCUCUCGAAUCACAAAUGACCACCAAGCUAGCCCACCUACAGACGGAGUACGAGACCCACUCGCGGGAGCUGUCGGGAAUCAUCGAGGCCAGAAUCAGGGAGCUGAAAAGGUAG